Messenger RNA from Cladophialophora immunda, 1074 nucleotides. RefSeq lists its product as uncharacterized. Gene Ontology annotation, cellular component: nucleus. The transcript has 6 exons. Lineage: Eukaryota; Fungi; Ascomycota; Eurotiomycetes; Chaetothyriales; Herpotrichiellaceae. Gene Ontology annotation, molecular function: protein-arginine N-methyltransferase activity. Bases 1 to 1074 code for a protein of 357 amino acids. Gene Ontology annotation, biological process: peptidyl-arginine methylation. The record is from RefSeq and is a predicted model, not a curated record.
AUGAACGGCACAAAGGUUGGCCCCUCCGUGGCCGAUAUGGCCAUUAUGUCGACCGAAGAGAGAAUGGCAGGCAUGGAACACUCAGAAGUCCGCUACUUUACGAGUUACGAUCACCAUGGAAUCCACGAAGAGAUGCUGAAAGAUGAAGUCCGAACUCGGUCGUACCGAGAUGCCAUCUACCAAAACCAGCACAUCUUCAAAGACAAGGUCGUCCUCGAUGUCGGCUGUGGCACAGGCAUCCUCAGCAUGUUUGCCGCAAGGGCGGGGGCGAGACACGUAAUUGGCGUCGACAUGUCCAGCAUUAUCAACAAGGCAAAACUCAUUGUGGAGGCCAACGGGUUGUCGAAAAAGAUCACGUUGCUGCAAGGCAAAAUGGAAGAGGUGGAACUACCUGCUCAACAUCUUAACAAUGGCAAAGUCGACAUCAUAAUAUCCGAGUGGAUGGGCUACUUUCUGCUGUACGAGAGCAUGCUCGACACGGUUCUCUAUGCCCGCGAUAAGUAUUUAGGACAAGGCGGCAAAAUCUUCCCGGACAGGGCCACGAUCUACAUGGCGGGCAUCGAAGACGGAGAGUACAAAGAGGACAAGAUCGGAUUCUGGGAUAAUGUCUAUGGGUUUGAUUUCACGCCCAUGAAAGAGAGCGCUCUUAGUGAGCCUCUGGUCGACACGGUAGAGCUCAAAGCGCUGGUCACCGAUCCAUGCCCGGUCUUCACCAUUGAUCUCAACACGGUCAAACCUGCCCAGCUGGCGUUCUCAGAGCCGUUCCAGCUCCGGUGUCAAAGAAACGACUUCAUCCACGCUCUCAUUGCCUGGUUCGAUAUUGAUUUCACGGCAUGUCACAAGCCGAUCAGGUUCUCGACCGGGCCGCACACCAAAUACACGCACUGGAAACAGACCGUCUUCUAUCUGCGACAGAUCCUGACGGUCGAGGAGGGAGAAACCGUCCAGGGCUUCCUCUCCAAUAAACCCAACAGCAAGAACAGACGAGAUCUCGACAUCAAGAUCGACUAUGAACUCGAAACAGCGGAUCCCACUCGAUCCGCACGCGGGACGUGCGAGUACCGGAUGUGCUGA